Molecule: messenger RNA, 6018 nt
Organism: Bombus pascuorum
Lineage: Eukaryota; Metazoa; Arthropoda; Insecta; Hymenoptera; Apidae
Gene: Sos
Product: protein son of sevenless
Exons: 21
Coding region: 385-4377 (1330 amino acids)
Biological process (GO): Ras protein signal transduction; positive regulation of GTPase activity
Cellular component (GO): plasma membrane
Molecular function (GO): protein heterodimerization activity; guanyl-nucleotide exchange factor activity
Source: RefSeq, a predicted model, not a curated record
GUCGCGCAAUGGUAUCCUUUGAUAGUAGUGGUGCUCGCGCUAGGUUCUGACAAAAAUUUGCGUUAAAAACGGUGUAUAAAAUGCAGAAACGGUCUAACUCGGGAACUCUUGGGUUAGCUUGGAAGAUGCUUCCUAUGAUAAGUGAAAGAAGCAUCCAGAUCCCAGGGGGAUAUCACCGAGUGGCUUAGCUGUCGCAUUUAUCCAACAGAGAUGUCUGCGCCCUGAGAAACGGACUGGCGGACAGACAGACGUCUCUGUCAACUUUUUCUGUGUUCUGAUUUCCGAUACGAAAUGCUGUUUGGAAAAUUCGGCAACUCUCCGGAGCGUAUUCUCUAGUGCGCGUUAUUCUGUCGGGUGCGUGAUAGCCUGUACCAGUACGUAGAGAUGUUUUCGUCGCCGGCGUCAGUGGUGGGCGAGCCAUCAGGCUACGACUUUCAGAAAGAGGAGAACGCCGCUAAGUGGAAGGGGGUGUUUGUCAACUCCCUACGCAAGGUACUAGAGCAAGUACAUCCUAGUCUUGAAGCACGACAAGAUGCCUUAGACUACGUUGAGAGCUUAAUCUUAAGGCUGUUGGGAAUGCUUUGUGGUCAUCCUCCACCACACACACCUCAAGAUGUGGAAGAAAGAGUAAGGCGUACUUUUCCCACUCCCAUUGACAGAUGGGCACUUAGAGAUGCAAGAGAUGCCUUGGAAAAAGGAAAAAAGAAAUCACCAUUAGUUCUUCCAGUUGACAAAAUUCAUCAACUAUUACAAAAAGAAGUAUUACAACAAAAAAUUGAUUUACAAGUUGGUCUUUUUGUAGUAGGAGUCUUGGAAUAUAUUUCAGCAGAUAUUUUGAAGCUAGCUGGAAACUAUGUCAAGAAUAUACGUCAUGUAGAGAUAUCCUGUGAAGAUAUAAGGGUUGCAAUGUGUGCAGAUAUGGUAUUAAUGGACUUAUUUUAUCAAGAUGAUUAUGCAGAGGGUCCACAAAGUGGUUUAGGUGCAGUGGUUUCUCAGACUUAUGAAGAAUCUGUUCGAGAUCUCAUACACGAUGAACGUCAUUAUUUACGUGAUCUCCAUAUGAUCAUUAAGGUUUUUCGGGAAGAAAUCGCAAAAUUAGCACAAGAUAGAACUGAGAUUGAAACCCUUUUCAGUAACAUUAUGGACAUUUACGAAGUUACUGUGACGUUACUUGGUAGUUUAGAAGAUAUAAUGGAAAUUACUGAAGAGAAACAAACACCUACUGUUGGGUCAUGUUUUGAAGAACUGGCAGAAGCAGCAGAAUUUGAUGUUUAUAUAAAGUAUGCAAAAGACAUUAAUAGUCUAGCUAGUCGAGAAGUUUUAACAAAUUUAUUAUCAAGGCCUGAAGCUAAUGCUGCGUUAAGAGCAGCAGGUCAUGGUUUUAAAGAAGCUGUCAAAUAUUAUUUGCCAAAACUUUUAUUACAACCAAUAUGGCAUUGUUUUUUGUACUUCCAUUACAUAAAGGUAUUACAAAAACGUACACCAAAUAUAGAAGAUGGUGAAACAUUGGAACAAGUACAAGGUCUUUUAAAUCCACUGCAGAUGGAAUUAUUGCAAUCUAUGGCGAGUCUUCCAAAAAAAGAUACAGGUCUGCGAAUGCAGAGUAGAGCAAGGAGACAAGCUGCACUAGAGAAAACUAGUGAAUUACAAAAAACUGUUGAUGGUUGGGAUCAGAGAGACGUCGGACAAUGUUGUAAUGAAUUUAUACGUGAGGAUAUGUUGUGGAAAGUAAGUAAUGGAAAGAGGCUAACGGAACGAAGGGCUCUUCUGUUCGAUGGUUUAUUAGUUCUUUGUAAACCAAGUGGUGGCAAAAGAGUUAGCGUUACGGUUGCAGCGGUUGGUGUGGUAGGUCAUCCACCUCAUCAAGGCGAACUGCGUUUAAAAGAAAGAUUUUUUAUUAGAAAAGUUGAUAUUAUCGACAAAGAGGAUACUGAAGAAUUAAAAAAUGCCUUUGAAAUUGCACCAAGGGACCACCCUAAUGUUAUUCUUGUUGCCAAAUCCGUCGAAGAUAAAAAUAGUUGGAUGGCGGAUCUUGUAAUGUUGAAUACAAAGAGUAUGUUAGAAAGAACUUUGGACAGUAUACUUUUGGAUGAGGAAAGGAAACAUCCCUUAAGGUUACCUCCACCACAUUUAUAUCAAUUUGCCGAACAAGAUAGCCCAGAAAAUAUUGUUUUGGAAGCUAGAGAAAAUGGAGGUGUUCCAUUAAUUAAGGGCGCAACUUUGGUUAAAUUGGUAGAAAGAUUAACUUAUCAUAUAUAUGCUGAUCCAGCUUUUGUACGAACAUUCCUUACUACUUAUAGGAGUUUUUGCUCACCUCAAGAACUGUUGACAUUGUUAAUCGAAAGAUUCGACAUACCAGAUCCUUCUUUAGUUUACGGUGAGGAAGAAAAAUCUUCUGGUUGUAAAACAACUGCUAGGGAAGAUUGGAAAAGAUAUAGAAAAGAAUUUUGUCAACCUGUUCAAUUUAGAGUUUUAAAUGUUUUAAGACAUUGGGUUGAUCAUCAUUUUUAUGAUUUUGAACGCGAUAGGAAUCUUUUGGAAAGAUUGCAAUUGUUUUUAGACACAGUAAGUGGAAAAUCAAUGAGAAAAUGGGUGGAUUCAGUAAUAAAAAUUGUGCAAAGGAAAUGCGAACCUUCAGAACAACGACCUAUUACAUUUAGCUUCGAACGAUCUCCACCACCUAUUGAGUGGCACCUAAAAGUUCCUGAAGAAGAAUGGGGAAUAUUAACGUUACAUCCAAUUGAAUUAGCGAGGCAAUUAACUCUGCUAGAGUUCGAAUUGUACAGAACUGUAAAGCCUUCGGAAUUAGUUGGGUCAGUAUGGACUAAGAAAGAUAAAGAAAAGACAUCACCAAAUUUACUGAAAAUGAUAAAGCACACAACAAACUUUACACGGUGGCUUGAAAAAACCAUAGUAGAAGCUGAAAAUUUAGAGGAGAGAGUUGCAAUUGUAUCACGAACAAUUGAAAUUAUGAUGGUGCUUCAAGAUCUUAAUAACUUUAAUGGCGUAUUAGCAAUUGUUAGCGCAAUGGGAUCUGCGUCCGUUUUUAGGUUAAAAUUUACAUUUCAACAAAUACCAGCACGACUGGAAAAGGCCCUAGAAGAAGCAAGAGAACUAAACAACGGUCAUUUCCGGAAGUAUCAAGAAAAAUUGCGAUCCAUUAAUCCACCUUGUGUACCAUUUUUUGGCAUGUACCUGACCAACAUCCUACACAUUGAAGAAGGGAAUCCGGAUUAUCUGCGAGGAAGUCCAGAACUUAUAAACUUUAGUAAACGACGAAAAGUGGCGGAGAUAACCGGAGAAAUUCAGCAGUACCAAAAUCAACCUUAUUGUCUUUCGGUGGAACCUAGAAUAAGACAUUUCAUUGAAAAUUUAUCACCAUUCGAUCCUAAUAUGAAAGAGGCCGAUAUAAGCAAUUAUUUGUACAAUAAAAGCCUAGAAGUAGAACCCAGAGGGUGUAGACAACCACCUAGAGUCUCUCGUAAAUGGCCGGACUUAAAUUUAAAAUCGCCGGGCAUUAAAGCUAGAAGUUUGAGCGGCAAAUUACCAGCUCCAUUGCAAGCUGUAGCCUCCAGUGUAAGAUUACACGAUCCUCCACCGGAGGCACCGCCGCCAGAAUUACCAGAAACCCCUCCGCAUGCUUCACAUAUUACAGUUUCUCACAUAGGGGACCACACUGUCUUUGCACCUGUUUUACUAGGAGGUACAGCUCAACCUCCAGGUUCACCAGGUCCUCUUAGUAUGUCAGGACUUUCGAUCAGCUCUCCGGGUAGUAGCCCGCAACUAGGAUCACCUGGUCAUUUGCCUAUCCCACAUCAUCAACCGCAAAAUAGUCACUUUGGCUUUAAUUCUGGUACGAUUGGUGUAAUGGGAGCCUUGACCGGUAUGCCAUCGUCGGGUGGAAGUCCUGGUGCUGCGAUACCACCUCCUCCGUCUCCUAGCCAUGUACCUCCCUGUCAACCUCCGCCCCCUUUGCCACCAAGAUCUCAUAGGAAACGAGAGAGUUCCAUAAGCGAGUCGCCGCAACAGGCGAGACAAGCUCCAAAUGCACCCAUACUUCCUCCACGGGAUGGUACGUCUCCACCACCAUUGCCACCACGAAGAGAUUUGCCUCCGGUGACGUUACCCCCUCGCCUUCCUACAACGUUGAAUCCGAACUGUUCGGCGCUACUCGCAAGGCGGAAUUCCACGUUGGAGAAUACAUGUUCGAGUGUUGUUCAUACAAGAAGACACAUGUCUUUCAAUGGGCCCAGUCCUACGAAACUUCCACCUACGCAACCUAAUGGAUCGGUAACUCCAAGGCUACCACCAAAACCGAUGCCGGGACGUCCACCAACCACCAUGUUUAAUUUCAAUGCUCCUCCUGGAUCUAGUUAAGUGUUACAUCUUCCUACCUCUUACCUAAAUUAAAACGCAUCAUUUGGAAAUCGAGAUUUAGUCCACUCAGAAGGAUUAGUCGAGUCGGAUGUUUUGCUUGUUCGGUAUGUUUGACAAUGUAAAGUUCAUGCUGUUUACGUAACAUUUUCACAGGAAACUUCGUAGGAGCACAAGAUUUAUUCAAUUUAACUGUAUUAAUGUAUCUACCGGGAUUUCUUAGUCAGAUACUUGAAACAUAGUCGGUAAAUACAUUAAUGCAAGACAAAGAAAUUCAACGAAAAUUUUCUUGCGACACGGCCCAUACGUGAUGAGAUGCUGUUACAUUCCUUUUUACGAUUUAUCUUUUUAAUACGUGUGACACUAUUUUUAUUGAAAGUUUAUUUUUCGAGAGAAUAUAGAAUGUUUUAUCGCAUAUAGUAUAUUUUUAGAGGUUUUUUUACCAAGUGAAUAUAUAUAAUCAGUAAAUGUAAGGCUUUAUAUCCUGUUCGAUUGAAUGAACUCAGUUGAAGCUAUUUAUCCUUGAGAGAUACCCAAAGAAAUGAAAUUUGUACAGCUCGCCUAAUUAAAAGAAUUGUAUCAAUCUCUGUUAUUCGAAUCUACAGAAUAUUUUUAUAAAUAAACGAAAUGGAGUUUCUUUGAUAACUUUGCAUAUCUGGGUCUCGUAUAGUAGCAUAACGCAUGUUAGUUCUAAUACAGGUAUAGAUAAAAAUAAGCGAAGGAAAGCCAAAAUUAUUUCUGCAAUAAUGUAGCAGCAGGAAUUUUAUUAAAUAAAAACAUUUUGUCUAACACUCAAGUUUGUGAAUCACGUGUACGCGCGCGCAUACACACACAUACACAUAUACAUUGUAUUAGAAAAAGUACUAUGCUGCAAAGAGCAUAAAAAUGUAUGAGAUUUUUGCUACGAGAUUCCCUUAAAAAAGAAAAAAAAUUAUCAACGUAACUUUAGCACAAAAGCAAUAAUAUUACAAGAGUAUAUGUUACUGUAGGACGGAUUGCUACAAAUGAUUUUACCUGCAAACGAUUUAGGAUAAAAGAAAAACAAGUAAGGAAACAUGGAGAUUCUUUCUCUAUUUCAAAAAUUUUACAUGAAUUAUAUUUUUAUGAUUUGUCAUUUAGGACACAUAUAACACACGGCAUAUGUUUCGAAACGAUGUGUGUAGAUCAUUUUAUAAAUAAGAUAAAUACUGCUUUUACAGACUAUUAGGAAUGUAGGGUACAUUUCAUCGCAGCCGUUUUUCGGAACUAUGGCUAAUGAAUUUUGAGUUAAUGCGUCCAUCAGAUCCGAGGAGAUCUGACUGAAUGGACUAUGUAUCGAUUUCGGUUGUCCGAACGGUCUCCUUUUCUUUAAAACAAGAAAAAAAAAGCAAAAAAGAUCCUUAUCUAUCCCUCAACACAACUGUGAUACACUUUUAGAUUUUAAAAAGGACGCAGAAGACGCAAGAAAGUGCAGUAUGGAUUGAAUCAUAGGCCAAUAAGCAUAGAAUUAUACAUAUAAGUCGAGAAUUAAUAGUAAAAAGAAAGAAGUAAAUAUGUACAUGUAUAUUAUUAUAAAUAUAUUCUAUAGUAAUUAUUGUAAUAAUGUUAAGCGUAAGACGGAAAAUGAAAUAUUGAAAUUAUAUACAAUAAAGAGUAUAUUGUGUA